GCGCUGGCCGCCCGUCGUAGCCUGCUCGAGCCGCCCCAGCGUUAUCAAUACGAGUCCGCGCUAUCAGUGGAUUGUGCAAGUGAUACUGACUUAACUCGUGAUACAAGUGUUAACCGAGUGUUGUGGGUGACAGCAAUUAGGACUCGGCGGCGCUUCUUUAACGGUUGACAACACUCGAUUCGCUCGAUGAGGCGUAGAACUGUGUCAUAAGCAAUGGAAUAAGCAUGGACGAGUUGUCAAGUAGCGGAAUAGAGAAAGGGCGAUAUGGGAUGAGAGAGUGCAAGUGAGAGGCCACGAUGGGGACAAAGAUGCUGUUUUCGCUACUAUUGCACUGCUUCUACGUGACUACGGCUUCGAGUCCCGGCACAGGUCUAGGGGUUCUGUCAGCAUUGAGCAGCGUAGAGAGAACAGAGAGGCCCUACUUUGACGAUGUGUCACCGAGGAAUGUAUCGGCAGUGGUUGGCGAAUCGGCGGUGCUACGAUGUCGCGCAAAACACAUAGGAAAUAGAACUGUCUCAUGGAUGAGGAAGCGUGACCUGCAUAUUCUAACCUCUCACAUCUUCACCUACACUGGAGAUGCAAGGUUCAGUGUCCUACAUCCAGAGCCCUCGGACGACUGGGACCUGAAGAUUGACUACGUCCAGCCCCGAGAUGCGGGCGUCUACGAGUGUCAAAUCAACACUGAGCCUAAAAUUAAUAUGGCCGUUAUGCUUAGCGUUGAAGAUGAGUCCUUCACCCCCGCGCCCCAGCCUCCGCCCCGAUCCUCAGCUGCUGCGGCCACUAUCUGGGGGUCGCAAGACGUGUACGUAAAGAAAGGCAGCACGAUAUCGUUGACCUGCUCCGUCAAUGUCCACUCCUCGCCUCCCUCUAGCGCUUCAGUCCUGUGGUACCACGGCAAUGCUGUGGUGGACUUUGACUCACCUCGAGGAGGAAUUAGCUUGGAGACAGAGAAGACGGAAGGCGGUACUACUAGCAAGCUGCUAGUCACCAAGGCUGCGCUAACAGAUUCUGGAAACUAUACAUGUGUUCCCAACAAUGCGCACCCGGCUUCUGUGUCCGUUCAUGUACUCAACGGCGAGCAUCCGGCCGCAAUGCAGACGAGUAACCGAGCGACGUACCUAACAUCUCAGCUGAGCUGUGCUCUCUUCACCUACCUGCUCUCCUCGAUGGCCGGCAGAUGAUCACCCUUCUCACUCAUGAUUUGAGAUGGAAAUUUUGUUAUAUGAACUUAACUCGUGUUAAGAAUAUUUUAAAAGUGUGAAAUUCUUCAUACAUUGUCGCUGUUAACAUAACUUGCAUGCAAUGAAAACAUAUUUUUUAUUUAAUAAUUCUUCAAGAAAAUUAACCUAGCAUACAAAAAGACGCGUAAAAUGACGGCAGACAAAUAAAAUAGAAUAAAGGACGCUUUUGCUUCGACUGAAUUCAGAUAACCGUUAAUUUCGUUACAAAUGUAACCUGUCAAAACAGUUGAAAUAUUUAAAUAUCCAAAAAUAGACACCAAUAAUACGUUUAUAAUUUCAUUGGCUUCUAUUAUUACCACAAAAUAAUCUAAUUUAUCUUUGAAUAUUUAGUUUUCUUCCCAUUGAGUCGUGUGAUCUUUUGAAACAAACAAAAAUUUCGUCUCAAACAACUUAACGAGAUUUAAUUAGAUUGAUUAAUUGAAAUACGUUAGAAUAAUAAUUGUAAGAACUCCUUCAAAAUAUGUAUAACAUUGAUCUUCUCAUAAAGUCUGAUUGUUUAUAUGGUUUAAUAAACAACGAGUUUUUCGUUAAGCCAGGCAUUGCAGGCACAAUUAUUGAAUCCUCUAUUUGUUUGAACUUUUCAAUUUGAAUUAGUCAUUGGCUAAUUAUGGGAAGAUGAUAUUGUUAUAUAGCUUAGUGUUUCACUUUCGUUUCAAAAAACUAACUAAAGAUUUCCUCAAUUAUUCUUGAACAUUUAUUUGUAUUUAGUAAGAUUUUUGAAAUCACGUAAUCAAUAUAGCUAUAUUAUAAGCUUAACCGAUAAUCAACACAUUAUGAAUGCUUAUAAAGUCCUAAUUUAUUAAUUACUCUAAGUACUGAAAAUAUGUGAUAUUAUUUUACGAUAUUAUCGAAACCAAUGUUUGCAGAUUAUGUAAGUCGUUAUAACGUACUUACUAAAUGGAAACAGUGAAGUUUAACCAUAAAUAAAGGCAAACUGCACGACUUAGGACAAAUCUUUACGAAAUAUAUUAAAAUUAGACUAUAAUACAAGUAGUAUUAUCGUUUGAUGUUAUGUACGUGUUAAAAGCGCCAUUUAACGGUUUCAGUGUAAAAAUGAUAUUUCGUAAAGAUAGCUUCCUUCUUCUUUCAACAAUUUACAUUCCAUUACGAAUUUGUAAAUGGCCAGGAUGUAAAUAAAAUAAAUACGUAAACUAGACUAAUGCGUUGUAAAUAAUUAUUGUUGUAAAUAAAAUUAUUAUCAGUUAGUAGUUGCAGUUGAGAUGUUUACGUUGUUCUUAGAACAUAAUAUACUAGGUGAAUGUGAGGGAGAUCUCUUCUCGACUUUCUUCGAUGUAAUUUUAGGUAAUUUAUUAACUACUUAAUAAAUACACUUACAGCUUAAUAAAUACAGUGAUUAAAAACUGGAUAAGUUUAUUUUCAUAUUCGGAAGUUUAAAACGCGGAAUUUAAAACACAAAGUACGAAAGAAAGAAAAAAAAUUCCGCGAGUCAAGCUGCACUUGCAUCGUGACGUCGGCCAUUGUUUCUCGUAAAUAAAAACAAGAGACAAAAGAUCAACAAUGUGCCAGUUUUGCAAAGAUUUCUCAUUAAUACUGAGGUACAGAUGCAGCUCUUGUUAGAGGUUUUUUUCGACAAAACGUACUAGUCGAGGGAGGGUUACUUUUCCUAGAAGGAGGUUACCUAUCGGAAAGUCGGAAUUUAAAAAAAUUGCUGUUAGCUUCUCAUUGAGUUUCUAACAAGAGA
Pieris brassicae (large cabbage white) is the source of this 2943-nucleotide messenger RNA. RefSeq names its product T-lymphocyte activation antigen CD86-like. NCBI's taxonomy places the organism in Eukaryota, Metazoa, Arthropoda, Insecta, Lepidoptera, Pieridae. The coding region runs from base 297 to 1181 and encodes 294 amino acids. Gene Ontology annotation, biological process: synapse organization. The record is from RefSeq and is a predicted model, not a curated record. Gene Ontology annotation, cellular component: neuron projection membrane. The transcript has 8 exons.